AUGUCCCUUGGAAGCAGCACCGCCGCUUUACUCAGCACACCUGCUUGCCAGGACCUCGCCCAGAUUGCAAUGACCGCAGCGGCCUACCCGGUCGCUAUUGCCAACGGAAUAUCCCAGUGUCUGCAUGCGGUCGAUAUUGCUCCCAUCAUACCAGCGGCUAAGUGCACGGCUAUUGACUGGGAGGUCCAGAACUUCACCGCGGUCGCUCUUAGCUGUGGCCCAGCUCAGAUCCGCCCGGAUCGUUGCUGCGACCUUAUUGUCGGAUCAUUCGGCCAACAACAUGGGUUUUAUUUCCGCAACACGGGGCGUACCCUGGAGCAGGACCAAGUUCAGGUCUGCUGGUCGGAAUUCCAGAAGGCGCUCGUGGCGAACGGCGUUCCGCUUACUUCUUUGGAUACAUGCAGCCACAUAACGGCUGCGAACCAUCUCAUGAGCGUUGGCUGCUACAACUAUACCACCAGCUACCAACGAGUUCCGAGCCAAUACCUGGAUCAAAUUGCCACCUCCUGCAACGGCUCUACCCGCGACUGCGGCCAAUGCAGGCCGACAUUCAUAAGAGUCGCCAGGGAGCUUGCGAACACCAACGAUGCAACCUACGUCACCAACUGCAUACUCACUCUAGGACUGCAGUUCUCUUCCUUGAUGUCUGGCAUCGAAGAGAUUACUGCUUGGGAGAAUUGCUACUAUCGAUUCCCACCCCCGUUGGCAAUUCUACCUUUCAUCUCCCCAAGCGCCGACCACGUCGUGAAGUGGGCUCUAGUGGGUGUACUCACUGCUGUUGGAGUGGUUGUCCUUCUUUUCGUCCUAGCAAUUCUCGCUGUCAAGCGUUAUCCUCUCCGCAAGGCUCGGUUUAACCAUAAGCUGGCAACGCUCAGCCGCAUAUCGUCAAUCAGCCUAAAAGCCUUACAGAAGCGGCUGCAAAUAUACAGCAAGAGGCAACUAGAGAAGGCGACUAAGAACUUUGAUGAGAGCCAGCUUUUGGGCAGUGGGGCUUCCGGAAAAGUGUACGUUGGUGAGCUCGAUGGAGAGGUGGUUGCAAUCAAGGUAGCAAUCAUGAAUGUCGGGAAGAACGGAGUGAAGGAAGCUUGGAACGAAAUUGCGACGCUAGCACAAUACCGGCAUCGUCACUUGGUGUUUCUUAAGGGUUGCUGCAUCUCGGAACCCCACUGCAGCCUCGUCUACGAGUUCGUGGAGCAAGGCAGUCUGGAAGGCCAUUUGUACCCGCAGCAGCCGAGGAGCGGUCUGGAUCAAGCCCGCUUCCUGGACUGGCCAACUCGCGAGAAGAUUGCACUCGGAACUGCUCGCGGGCUGAUCUACCUUCACGAUGACUGCAAUCCACAGUGCAUACACCGUGACGUGAAACCGAGCAACAUCUUGCUCACGGGCGACUUCGAAGCGAAGCUUUCUGACUUUGGCCUCGCAAAGAUGGUGGAUACGGACGCCACACACAUCACGACUGCGGUCGCGGGUACAUCUGGCUAUCUAAGCCCGGAGUACGUGGCUACCGGAAAGCUGACGGAAAAGAGUGACGUGUACAGCUUUGGGGUAGUACUGCUGACGUUGGUGGCAGGGAGGCGGCCCACCGUUCAGGGCGCUCCCCCAGACGAGGCAAGCGUAUUCUUGACGGAGUGGGCAUGGUCGCUGGCCGAACGGAACGAGCUUGGAUUGCUGGCCGACCGACGAUUUUCAUCGCAAGAACAAGAGGAGCAUGCGGAAGGCAUGGAGCGGAUGACCCGGAUUGGCCUGCUGUGCGUCCACAUCACCAUCAGCAUCCGGCCCAGCAUGCAGCAGUGCGCGAACAUGCUCUUGCGGUUCACGGACGUGCCCCGGCUUCCACGGCGCCCCAUGACCCUCUACACCAUCUCGUCACUCGCAUCUUCCGCCGAGUCGAGCAGCGCCACGAUAAUCUCGUCGUGGCAAAGAAGCUCGGAUCGGACGCUCGGAUUGGUGGAAACAGGCUCCUCUGCCUGA
Molecule: messenger RNA, 1971 nt
Organism: Klebsormidium nitens
Lineage: Eukaryota; Viridiplantae; Streptophyta; Klebsormidiophyceae; Klebsormidiales; Klebsormidiaceae
Source: the annotation of a GenBank genome assembly